UUAUAGCUAUUUUCAGAUUUGUAGUUCUCUUUGAUAAUACAAAGAGAUAACAUUUUGUCUCUGAAUUUCUUUGGUUUUGUUCAUUAAGUUUUUGAAUUAUAUGAAUCAAUUGUGAAACUUUCCCUUUCCUACAGGAUAAUUCAGACUUGACAACUCAUAUCUCAAGCUUCAUCUCUCUACUGCUCGGUAAUGGCUUCUGCUGCUGCUUCUUCUUCUUCUUCUCAAACGCGCUAUGAUGUGUUCCUCAGCUUCAGAGGAGAAGACACCCGCAAUAACUUCACUGCCCAUCUCUAUCACGCCUUGUGCCAGAAAGGAAUCAACACUUUCAUCGAUGAUGACAAGCUCGAGAGAGGCCAAGUCAUAUCUCCUGCCCUGGUUGCAGCUAUCGAAAACUCCAUGUUUUCAAUAGUUGUUUUGUCGAAAAAUUAUGCAUUCUCUAGAUGGUGUUUACAGGAAUUGGUGAAGAUAGUAGAGUGCAUGAAAAGCAGGAGACAGAGGGUUGUCCCAAUUUUCUACAAUGUGGAUCCCUCGGAUGUGAGAAGACAGAGGGCAUAUUUGGAGAAG
This is a messenger RNA of Vitis riparia (riverbank grape), 564 nucleotides long. RefSeq names its product TMV resistance protein N-like. NCBI's taxonomy places the organism in Eukaryota, Viridiplantae, Streptophyta, Magnoliopsida, Vitales, Vitaceae. The transcript has a single exon. Gene Ontology annotation, biological process: signal transduction. The annotation marks the transcript as partial. The record is from RefSeq and is a predicted model, not a curated record.